This is a messenger RNA of Ectocarpus sp. CCAP 1310/34, 6231 nucleotides long. NCBI's taxonomy places the organism in Eukaryota, Phaeophyceae, Ectocarpales, Ectocarpaceae. The record is from the annotation of a GenBank genome assembly.
AAACUCGGCAUGACAAUAUCAUGAGGAUUGCAGCACCACUGCCUCGUAGGUAAACAGUAGACAGUUGAUUUGGGGCACUUCGGCUUGAUACAGCUUCUGAAGCGAGGCUUUGUUCGACGACUACGGUGCGCUAACCAGCAAGCCCAGUCCACUACAUAUGGUACUGAGCGGCCGCCCUUCUUCCCGGAAUUCAGCACCUAUAUCUCCGUUCCCGUCACAGCAUUGAUUGCUGCGUUCGUCUUGCACAAUACGAAUUGAAUGUCUGCGCGCUGCCCACUCUCUUAUCCUUUCUCAGACUACGAGGUCGCACCACAGCAGCAGCAACGGCGGAAGCUACAAGUGGGCGUCGCGUCCAACGUGGUGCUCUCCGAAUCCACGGUGUCCGUCGCCGAAGGCGGAGCCGAUGCCACCUACACGGUUUCCCUGGACGCCGACCCGGGCGCCACCGUUGUCGUCACCGUCGACAUUUCAUCCGCCUCCUCCGAUAUCUUACUCUCUGCAUCUCAGCUGUCAUUUGAUGACUCAAAUUAUGGCGAUGCCCAAUCAGUUACAGUCUCCGCUGUAGAGGACGGAGACGUUGAGUCCUUGGAAGAGGCGACGAUCACGCACUCUGUAAGUGUCUCCAGCGGGUAUACUUGGAACGGCGCCGUUUCUCCAGGGGCUGACCUGACCGCGCGGGUGUACGACAACGACGAGGCUGGCAUCGUGGUGUCCACGUCCACGCUGUACGUCGACGAGGGUGGCGACGCGGGAUACGAAGUUAAACUCAUGGGCAUGCCCUCUCAAGACGUGGUGGUGGCUGCGGCCGUGUCGAACGCGUAUGUGACCGUGACCGCGAGCCGAACCUUCACCUCAUUGACUUGGGACGACACUCAGACCUUCACCGUGUCCGGAACCGACGACGCUGUCGAGACGGCGGAGUCUUACACAGCAACCAUUAGCCACACCGCUUCCUCCAGCGACCCUCUGUUCGAUGGGACUGCUCCGUUGUUCUUUCCCUCCUCUGAGCUAUCUGUGGUGAUCUACGACAACGACGACGGGUGCUACAGAAGUUGCGAUCCUGGAGAGUGGGCUUCUGCCUGUGUCGAUAGCUACGAGUGCUCCUCCUGCAGCCCUGGGUAUUCCUGUGCUGGCAACUGCAACGACCCUGUCGCCUGCCCUGCCGGGACUUCCCUAGCGGCGUACGGCUCGUCCGACCCAAACGACUGCGAGGCAUGCCCUGACGGAUACUACAGCUCCGAGGAAGGCUCGGCUGCUUGCUCCCCGUGCGAGGCUGGUUACUAUUGCAGCUCGGCGGCGGCAGCCCCGGUUGCAUGCCCCGCCGGCGAGUUCGCCAGCGCCGGCGCCCUGACCUGCUCGGAAUGUGCCGACGGCUACUACAACCCGCUCGAGGCGCAGGGGGCAUGCCAGGAAUGCCCAGCUGGUUACUCGUGUGCCAACAAGGCCUCGGCACCGACCCAGUGCUCGUCGGGGUCGUACAGCGAAGGUGGCGCCACCGAGUGCUUGUCAUGUCCGGCUGGAUCCUACUGCUCAAGCACAGGAAGUUCGCCAGAGGUCUGCGCCAAUGGCUCGUAUUCACUAGAGAACUGGGCGUACUGCGUGGCUUGCCCAGCUGGAGCGUAUUGCAUCAACACUGAUCAGCAUGUUCACAUUCCCGUGUUGAGCGCAACGUUGCUGAAAGUCUGCUGUUGCCUCCCAACGACUAUUAGACCACAGUCGCUUCACUCAAACUCCCGCCGCCUUACCCCACUUCCUCCCGAACGCAUUGGAACCCCCCCAAUGUUGCCACAGGAGCCGACCGCAUGCUCGGCGGGCACGUCAUCCUUGGGCGACUCAACAACCUGCACCGCGUGCGCGAGCGGAACGUACUCCUCCGUCGACGGAUCCAUCGAGUGCACCAACUGCCCCGCUGGGAUGUCCUGCACCGACGUCUCUGCAGAGCCGGUAACGUGCCCUAACGGCACUUUCAGUAUGCUCGGCCAGGCUAUAUGCUCUGACUGCGACGCGGGGCUGUAUAGCAACGAAGGGGCGUCGUCCUGCUUGGCUUGUCCUGCGGGAUACUCGUGCCUCAACCCGGCGACCUCGUCGCCAACUCUGUGCGCUGAAGGAUAUUCAUCUAAUGGGGGCCUGGCUUGCAUCGCCUGCUCCGUUGGGACCUACACGGACUCCUUGCGCGACCGCUGCAUCGCUUGCCCCGCCGGGUACGAGUGCUCGGACCCCACGUUAGGGCCGGUGUUGUGCGACGAAGGCUUCUAUAGCACGGGGAACGCCAUCACGUGCACCGAGUGCCCCGCGGGGUCUUUCUGCCCCUCGCCGUUCACUGUGGCGAAGGCGUGUGGUGCCGGCACAUACUCCACAGCUGGAUCCGCGAACUGCACGGUGUGUUCCGGCGGCUCCUCUUGCGCGACCCCCUCGGACUUGCCCGUCGCUUGCUCCGACGGUUACUACUCCGCCGAGGGUGCCACCGCGUGCACCGUCUGCCCGGCCGGCUCGUACUGCCCCGGGCCUCCCCGCGACGAGGAGUCGAAGGCUUCAUGCCCGCAGGGAACGUACUCUGAGAGCGGGGCGAGCUCGUGCUCACAGUGCCCGAAGGGCCACUUCUGUCCGGAUGCCACUCUUGCCCCCGUGGCGUGCCCGAACGGCUACUACGCUUACGUCGGCAACAUGACAGCCUGUAACGAGUGCCCUGCCGGGAGUUACUGCCCUUCCGCGGAAAUGCCGCCGCAGGACUGCCCGGGGGGCUACUACAGCGAAGGUGCCACCGUGAGCUGCACCGCGUGCCCGGCCGGCGCUGCGUGCCCAACCACCGCCACAGGCUAUAUUUCCUGCAGCCCUGGAACCUUUUCAGUGGGCCUUGCGACCAACUGCACCUCGUGCCCCCCGGGGUAUUACUGCCCGAACACGGAAGCCGCGGAGUUCUACGAAUGUCCGGACGGAACCUAUUCCACGGGAGAUGCCAGCUCGUGCGAGAUCUGCCCUCCCGGUUACUACUGCCCCCUCAAAACGGUGGACGCAGAGCUACCGUGCCCCGACGGUACCUACUCGACCGGCGGGGCGAGCAACUGCACGGCCUGUGACGCGGGUUUCACGUGCGCAGCGGACGGGACUGGUCUCGUGGCGUGCGAGGCGGGAUACUACUCGCAGGCCGGGGCGAUGGAGUGCGUGGCAUGCCCAGCGGGGAGCUACUGCCCGUACACGACGAACGCCGGAUACUACUGCCCCUACCAAGACAGCGACCAAGAUCUCCCGUGCUUGUCCGGGACAUUUGCGGUGGGGGGCAAGCACGUAUGCACGGAUUGCCCCGCUGGAUUCACUUGCAGCCUUCUCGGAGAACCUUUGUGCACCAAAUGUCCGGCGGGCUAUCGCUGCCCGCUCGCGAAGGACAGCCCCAUCGCCUGCGACCCCGGCUACUACAGCACCGCCGCCUCAACCAACUGCACGUCCUGCCCUGCCGGUUACUUCUGCGACGACCCCGAGGCCCUUCCCCAGCCGUGCGAGGUCGGAUACUACAGCGGAGGCGGCACCGCAGUUUGCUCGGCCUGCCAGCCUGGGUACCGCUGCCCCGAGGCCUCUGUCAGCGCGACUCCCACCGGUUCGGAGUGUCCUGAGGGCACCUACUGCAACCCUGCGCGGACCCUUCUCGAGUGUCCAGCGGGAACCUAUGGCAACGUUACCGCCGCCGCAAGCCUGGAAGAGGGUUGCCAGGCUUGCACAGAGGGGUACUACUGCACCGACACAGGGAACACGCUGGCGACCCGCACGGUCUGCCCGGCGGGCCACUACUGCCCCGUGGGGUCCUCCUCUCCGUCCGCCUGCGCAGCUGGCAUGUACAGCGCCAGCACCGGGGCAUGGUCGAGCAACGCGUGCCAAGAAUGCGAUGCUGGGUACUACUGCACAAGCGGUUCCAGUUCAGCCACGUCGAAGCCUUGCCCGGCGGGAUACUACUGCCCGGUGAACACGCCCUCUUCCACCUCCUAUCCCUGUCCCGAGGGUACCUACUCGGGAGCGACGGGCAACACGUUGAGCUCCCAGUGCUCAAUUUGCCCGAUCGGCACCUACUGUUUGGCGGGCUCCACGUCCCCGACGAACUGCUUGCCGGGCACCUAUCAGCCGUCUGAGGGCGCGACAAGUCCCAGUGCGUGCCAGCAGUGCGAGCCUGGGUGGGCGUGCGAGUCUGCCGCCAUGUCUGUGAUGACCACGCUGUGUGACCCAGGACACUAUUGCCCUAAGGGGACUUCGUACGCCGACCAGUACCCGUGUCCCGCUGGGACGUACACGGACGAAACAAACCUCACAUCUGCAACCCAGUGCAGCAUGCAACAGAACAAGCGCGUAGUAAACAUCCAACUCUAUUCGAUUGAACACUACAGCGACUGCCCUGAGCGAUUUGCGUGCUUCUCCGGAUCGACCUCCAACGACUGGUCCCCCUGCGGCGAGGGCCACUGGUGCCCGGAAAACACACCCACUAGGACGUCGUACCCUUGCUCCGCGGGGUCUUUCACAAACCGUACGGAUCUCGCCGCCGACUCGGAAUGCUACCCGUGCCCUCUUGGCGAGUGGUGCGGUGGCAGCGGCUCACCCGAGCCGGACGGACCAUGUGAGGCCGGGUACUACUGUCCUCUGCGGACUGCAGCGGCGACGGACUUUCCCUGCCCCGCGGGAACUUUCUCAGACUCGACCUCGCUGUACCUCGAGGCACAGUGCGAGGACUGCCCACCUGGGUUCUACUGCCCAGAAGCAUCAACGCAGAUCGAACCGUGCCCGGCGGGAACUUUCAGCCCGUACAACGCCACCGAGGACGCGGGUCCGGACUCAUUCCCGAGCUGCACGGUCUGUCCUGCUGGAAGCUAUUGCGUGGAAGCAUCGGUGAAUCCUGUAGCGUGCGGGGUUGGUAUGUAUUCCAGCUCGGGGGCUGACGCGUGCUCUGUAUGCGAGGCCGGCCACUACUGUGGCAGCAACGAGACCAGUGCGGUGGAUAUGAUCACGGGUGCAGGCAGCUGGGACCUGUCGUCCCACAGCUCCGGGAUGUGCUUCAACGGAACGUACUGCGCGGCGGGGAUGACGCGCGCCCCAGACCUAGCCCGCUACGCUUGCCCGGCGGGACACUACUGUCCCGCGGGAGUUUCAUCCCCAUACCCCUGCCCUUCGGGCACGUACAAUCCCCACACCGGAAGAGACGACCUGGAAGAGGAUUGUCUCAUCUCGCUGGAGGGGUACUAUACCAUAGAGGCGUCCACGAACAUGACAGGGGCUUGCGAUCCGGGAUACUAUUGUCCGGCUGGAUCAACAGGGCCGCAGCAGGUACCGUGCCCCGAACGAUUCUACCGAAGCUCCUCUGGUGCUGGCAGCCAGGAUGACUGCGCUUAUUGUGUUUCUGGAGGGUACUGCCCAUCCGGAUCGACAGAGCCCAUCGAUUGCCCCCGCGGGUUCUACUGUGUGCAUGGGGUUGCGGAGCCGGAGCCCUGCCCCUUGGGAACCUACGGGAACACCACCGGCCUAAGAAAAAUAUCAGAUUGCAACGAUUGUGAUCCGGGUAGCUACUGCGACCAGCGCGGCCUGACUAACCCGGCCGGCCUUUGCGAUCCGGGGUACUACUGCCUGGACGGUUCGUACACGAGCGCACCAAACGCGCCAGGGUCUCCGCUGUCUAUCGAGGACACCGAUAUCGGCGGCCUCUGUCCCGGUGAGGUGUGGGGUAGGGCAAAGAGGGGGAGUUCGAACAUCAAGCUAGGUACACAUCGAAAAGAUGCGAGAGCAAAGGGACAAAGGGCGUGGGCUUACCAAGUCAUGCUAACUGUUAUCUUACCUGAAUCUCGUUGUCACCGCGUCGUGAAUGCCAACAAAUGCGGCGCAAACUCGCACAAUCUCAACACGAUCAAACCAGCUGGGGGGUACUGCCCUAUCGGAUCUUCGUACCAGCAGCCUUGCCCGCAUGGCACUUACAACAACUUCUCCGGAGCGGCCGACCCGGCCGACUGUUCCGACUGCCCCCCUGGCUUCUACUGCUCUGGUACGAGUAACCCGGCCCCGACCGGCGGGUGUUACGCGGGCCACUAUUGCACAGGAGGUGCCUCGACCCCCACCCAGAACCGGACGGACAGGGGAUACUAUGCCCCUGUUGGGGCUGCUGUUCAGUAUCCGUGUGAGCCUGGAACGUAUAAUAACGAGGAGGGAGAGUGGAAGAGAGGCGCGGAAAGGAAGAGAGAAGAGAGACUAGAGAAGAGAGACUAG